GUGCGGCGCGCGGUCUUUCGUGCUAUUGUAGCCGCACGCGUACGAGAGCUGCGGUACAAGAUAGCUGCAGCCAUGAGCAAGACCAUCCUCGUCACUGGCGCCAACACUGGCAUCGGUUACGCGCUCUGCAAACUACUGGCCACCGAGCAUGGAUGCUCUGUGCUGUUGGGCUCGCGCACCAAAUCAAAGGGCGAGAAGGCCGUGGCCGACAUCAAGAAGCUGGCGCCGAACGCCUCGGUAGAAUUGGUCGAAAUCGACGUCUCGAGCGACGAAUCGGUCUCGGCCGCGGCCGCGGCGGUCAAAGCGAAGGGCGUGACGCUCUACGGCCUGGUUAACAACGCCGGCGUCGGUCUGAAUACAAACGGCGAUAUCAUAGAAACGAAUUUCAAGGGUCCGAUCCGCGUCUCCGAGGCGUUCCUGGAGCUCAUCGAAGACAAGGGCCGCAUCGUCAACGUGAGCUCGGGCGGCGCGUCGUCGUGGGUGCGCCAGCAGGACGAGGCUACCAAGAAGUUCUACUCGGACCCGGACAUCUCGAAGGAGGCGCUCGUCGCGGACGUCGCGAAGCAGGCCGCCGGCGCCGAGGGCGGCUGGCCCGGGACGUACGGGCUCUCGAAGGCCGGGCUGACGGCCUACACGCUCUAUCAGGCUAAAGCGUACCCGCACCUGACGUGCGUGUGAGCAGCCCAGUGUCUGUCGCGUCGAUGGCGUAAGUGUGCCGUCCAAACCCUCGAUACGCGCAGGUCGCUCUCUCCAGGCUUCAUCAUGACGAACAUGACGAAGGUAUCGCCUCGGCGUCCAUUUUUGUCUCCACGCGCCGUCGUUGCGAGCCCGAUUGAAGCCUGUCUCGUCCGCGAUACGCCAUCGACGCGACCCCUUUGCAUCGGCGCGACGGUAUGCCGCGCAGGGCUUCGGCGCGAAACUCACUCCGGAGCAGGGAUGCGUGUCGUCGUUGCACGCGCUCUUCGGCGACGUCACAUCGGGCUGGUACUACGGCUCGGACGCGAAGCGGUCGCCGCUGACGUGCUGCCGCGACCCGGGCACGCCCGAAUACGAGGGCGAGGAGAACCCGGACCCGACGCGAUACAACAACUAGUAAGUUUUUGUUGUUUAU
Pelagomonas calceolata is the source of this 1111-nucleotide messenger RNA. The record is from the annotation of a GenBank genome assembly. Lineage: Eukaryota; Pelagophyceae; Pelagomonadales; Pelagomonadaceae.